Aspergillus lentulus is the source of this 807-nucleotide messenger RNA. RefSeq names its product sulfotransferase family protein. Lineage: Eukaryota; Fungi; Ascomycota; Eurotiomycetes; Eurotiales; Aspergillaceae. The record is from RefSeq and is a predicted model, not a curated record.
AUGUCCCGUCUCAUCGACAAUGUUCCCGCACCCAAGAAUCCUUUAAAAAUGGAGAUUCUCCUCCUCGGGAUGCCUCGUACUGGAACCAUAUCGAUUCGCAUGGCAUUUGAAAUCCUCAAGUACCGGCCCUUCCACGGCCGCAUGAUGGAUGAAAUGCCACACUUGUAUCCCUUGUGGACUGAAGCUCUGGAGGCGCGCUACCUGCACACAGGCAAGGACUAUACGCGCGCCGACUAUGACAAGCUCUUCGACGGAUUCAAUGUCUCGUGCAACAUCCCCGGUACGCUGGUGGCCGCCGAACUGAUCAUGGCCUACCCAGAGGCCAAGGUGGUGGUAAGCACGCGAGACGUCGACCGAUGGCAGCAGUCGAUGCGACAGUCGGUGGACGCGGCAGUUUCGUGGAAGUCGUUCGAUUGGUUGGCACCUUGGGAUCCGCACGUCAUCGGUCCUUGGUGGGAAUACCACAAAUUCCAACACAGGUUACGACCGCUGAUUGCCCCUCAAGGCGAACGUCAGGCGUACCUGGACUACUAUGCUUGGAUUCAAAAGGCGGUGCCAGCGGAUAACUUGUUGGUGUUCAACCCGCGCGACGGGUGGGAGCCAUUGUGCCAGUUUCUGGGGGUUCCCAUACCAGACGAGCCCUUCCCUCACGUCAAUAACACCGAGCAGUUCCUGAACGGCCGGCGGCGGCGCUGGUGGCGCACCGUCGGACUUUUAGUCGCCAAGGUGUCGGCGCCGGUGCUGGCCGUCGUGGCGGCCGCUUGGUGGAGUUGGGGGCGGAAAUCAACUUUCUUGGUCAGGGGGUAA